AUGGCAGACACAAAACAAGAAAAUCAGACAUCCCUCACAGAAUUCAUCCUCUUGGGGUUUGGGAAUCUCCCUAAACUACAGAUCUUUCUCUUUCUAGUUUUUUUAUUAAUCUACUUUGUGACCAUAAUUGAGAAUGUACUCAUCAUUCUUCUCGUCGUGAUAGACCAGCACCUGCAUACACCUAUGUACUUCUUCUUGGGGAACUUGUCCUGCUUGGAGACCUGCUACACUUCAAACAUCUCACCCAGGAUGCUGGUCAACUUCCUGACAAAGAAAAAGAGAAUCUCAUUUAACAGCUGUCUCUUGCAGUUUUAUUUCUUUGCUUCCUUGGCAUGUGCUGAGUGUUACCUUUUAUCUGCAAUGUCUUACGACCGUUAUUUAGCAAUAUGCAAACCCUUGCAUUAUACAACACUUAUGAAUGUCAGAUGCUGCAUCCUUCUGUCAGCCGGAUCCUGGCUUUGUGGAUUUCUGGCUAGCAUAGGCACUACACUGUAUGCAUCCUGGCUGACUUUCUGUGGGCCCAAUGAAAUUGACCAUUUCUUUUGUGAUUAUAUACCAUUACUAGUGCUCUCUUGCAGUGAAACCCGCAGAACAGAACUGAUCAUGUCCAUUUUAGCCUCUGCAUGCACCAUGCCUCCAUUUCUUUUAACCCUGGCAUCUUACAUCUGUAUCAUCGCUGCUGUGUUGAAAAUCCCUUCCGGCAUAGGGAGAAAAAAGGCUUUCUCUGCCUGAUCCUCCCACCUCAUUGUAGUCACAGUUUUCUAUGGAACCCUAAUUGCUGUCUAUACCUUGCCCAAAACUAAAGCCCUUAAAGAGUUAAACAAAAUGUUGUCUGUUUUUUAUACUAUCCUGACUCCUAUGCUCAAUCCUCUCAUCUACAGCUUGAGAAACAGAGAGUUUAAAGAAGCUUUGAGAAAAGCUAUUGGCAAAUAUAUUCAUUAA
Messenger RNA from Pterocles gutturalis (yellow-throated sandgrouse), 942 nucleotides. Its product is annotated as olfactory receptor 6B1-like. Gene Ontology annotation, cellular component: membrane. Gene Ontology annotation, biological process: G protein-coupled receptor signaling pathway. NCBI's taxonomy places the organism in Eukaryota, Metazoa, Chordata, Aves, Pterocliformes, Pteroclidae. Gene Ontology annotation, molecular function: olfactory receptor activity; G protein-coupled receptor activity. The transcript has a single exon. The record is from RefSeq and is a predicted model, not a curated record.